Acanthisitta chloris (rifleman) is the source of this 1494-nucleotide messenger RNA. RefSeq names its product KIAA1279 ortholog (gene KIFBP). Gene Ontology annotation, molecular function: protein binding. The record is from RefSeq and is a predicted model, not a curated record. Lineage: Eukaryota; Metazoa; Chordata; Aves; Passeriformes; Acanthisittidae.
AACAGCCUAGGUAUCCUGUGGUCUAAAAGGGAUGAAAUUGAAACUGCGCAGACUUACCUGGAAUCUGCAGAGGCCUUGUAUAAUCAGUACAUGAAGGAGGAUGGAAAUCCUCCCCUGGAUCCCAGUGAACACUUCAUGGGAGAAGAAGUAAAGCUCACAGACCAAGAAAGGUCCAAAAGAUUUGAGAAAGCCUACACACAUACUCUGUAUUACCUGGCACAAGUCUACCAGCACCUGGAGAUGAUUGAGAAGGCUGCUCAGUAUUGCCACACUACUCUGAAACGACACUACUACCCAGUGGAGUGGGCACUCAAUGCUGCCACUUUGUCACAGUACUAUCUCUCUAAGCAAUGCUUCAUGGAGGCCAGGCACUGUCUAGCAGCAGCCAGCGUCAUCUUCAGCCAAGCUGGGCAGGUGCCAUCUGCUGAAGACAAUGAAACAGAGCAAGACCAGCAGGACCUUCAGCAGAGGAAAGCUGAAAUUGCCAGAUGCUGGAUUAAGUAUUGCCUGAAUCUCUUGCAGAGUGCUCGGAAAUUACUUGAGGAUAACAUUGGAGAGCUGGAUCCAGACAGGCAGUUGGAGCUUAAAGCCCAAAGGAGGAAAGAAGAGGAUGAAAAAGAGAAGGGCAGGAAAAAAGCUGUCCUUUUUGGUACAAGUGAUAUAUGUGACUCUGUCUUAGCCAUGGAGGAGAAAGUGAGCAGUGUAUAUCCCUUAGAUUUCCAAGAAGCCAGAGAAAUCUUCCUGGUUGGUCAGAACUAUGUUCAGGAAGCAAAAGAGUUCUUUCAGGUCGAUGGUUAUGUCACUGACCAUAUUGAAAUAGUUCAGGAUCACAGUGCUCUGUUUAAGGUACUUGCUUUCUUUGAAGAGGACUAUGAGAGGCGCUGCAAGAUGCACAAGCGUAGAAUAGACAUGCUGGAGCCUAUCUAUGCAGACCUGAAUCCCCAGUACUACCUGCUGAUCAGCAGGCAGCUGCAGUUCGAGCUGGCUGACACAUACUAUGAGAUGAUGGAUUUAAAGGUGGCUAUUGGUAACAGGUUAGAGAAGCUAGACUCUCACACAGUGAAAAAAAUUAAUUCUCUGGCUCAGUGUGCAAUCAAGUAUUAUGAACUCUUCUUGGAUUCUCUGAGGAACCCUGAUAAGGUGUUCCCUGAAAUGCUUGAGGAAGAUGUUCUUCGCCCUGCAAUGGUGGCUAAAUUUCAUAUUGCACGACUGUAUGGUAAGCUUAUUACUUCAGAUAGCAAAAAGCAACUGGAAAAUAUGCAGACAUCACUGGAGUAUUACACAUUUCUGGUAGACUAUUGUGAGAAGUACCCAGAUGCUGUCCGUGCCGUUGAAACGGAACUAGAGCUCAGUAAGGAGAUGGUGACUCUUCUUCCAGCAAGAAUGGAGAGGCUGAGAGCAAAGCUGUCUCCGUUUGUGUAAAUCCUGGCCCUGCAGGAGGUGGGCACGGUCAGCUGCCUGUCCCAGGCAGUGCUGGUGGACAGCUGCUCUUCU